Symbiodinium sp. CCMP2456 is the source of this 2124-nucleotide messenger RNA. The record is from the annotation of a GenBank genome assembly. Lineage: Eukaryota; Dinophyceae; Suessiales; Symbiodiniaceae.
AUGACCGACGUCGACAGUGGGGUGGUCAAAGUCAACCCUUUCGAGCUUGAGGCCACCUGGCGUCUCGAAGCAGACGAGGUUGCACACAAGAAGAAAGGAGAAGGUGUUGUCACACGUGCGCUCCGGCUCUGGGGGCACGACUUUCAGCUUCAAUUCUUUCCCCACGGAGAAAAGAGCGCACAAGAAGGUGUCUGCAGCUUGUUCAUCCGGUCCAAGGUCACCCUUGAUGUGGAUUUGGACCUUGCUGGAGCGAGAUGCUGCACUGAAAUCACAGAAGGGAGGCUCUCACAGCUAAACACUGGGGCCAUUGAUGGUGUUGGAUGUGUAAACUUCUGCGAAACCCCUGACUUAGCCAGUCCAGUUGAAAUACGGGUCCAGUUCAAGCACAUCGACGGCAAGGAUGCCAAGACGCUUGCGGAGGGAGCAGAGGUCCGGGCCGCAAAGUUCCGAGCAGCGGUCACAAAGAUCCAGGCCGUGUGGCGUGGGGGUAACAUCCGGCGACGGGAGGCGCUUCGGCACGCGGACGAGCGGCGGCGCCGCCGCCAAUCCCGUGAGCUGAAUGCGGCCCUGUGCCUGCAGCUGGCGUGGCGCCUGUACCAGCGACGCCUGCAGCGCCGUUGGCACAGCAAGAUGGUGCAGGCGCAGAGCACUCCGUACGACGCCAUCCUUGCCUUUGAGUCGUUGUCGCAGUUCCUGUCGACGGGGGAUAUCCGGUUCCUGCAGCACGCGGAGUCCAAGCUGCAGGUAGCGAGCGCCGCCAGGUUCCGCAUCGUCGCAGUGGUUGGCCUCUUUGACAAGGGCAAGACCUUCCUGAUCAACAAGCUCUUCAGGGUGAACCUGCCUUCCGGGAAGCUCCACACCACCAAGGGCUUGAGCUUUCUUUGGAUUGAGGAGCGUCGGAUGCUGGUCCUGGACUCCGCAGGAGUGCAGUCCACGGUGUCCUACCGUGCCCAAGCGGUGCAGGAUGCCAUCUUGGAUGCACAGACCACGGAGUCCCUGGUGUUCGAGAUGAUCUCGCGCAUCGCGCACCACAUGAUCUUCGUGGUCAACGACCUGACCUGGUUCGAGCAAAAGUACGUGGCCAUGUUGCACCAGAAGUACGUGCAGGGCAGGCAGCAAAAAGAGCUGGUCGUGGUGCACAACCUUCGGAACACCACCGAGAUCCAAGAGGCCUGCAAGCUGUUCAGCCGCCAGGUGACACGCUGCUACGACGGCGAGCAAUCCCACCUGGGCGAACUCAUUUUUACACAGGAUGCCGGAGCGGGUGCCCCACCUUUACACCACAUCGGCCUCUGCUACGAGUUCUCCAAGGCAGGUGAUGCUUUCAACGAGAAGAACCGGCAGCACCUCCUGCAGAGCUUGGAGCAUCGCAACAGCCUCGGUUCCGAGCUCGUCCUCGCAGACAUCUUGACGGCAGAGCUCGCCCGGCUCCUGCCGCGCUUCGUCAACAUCGAGGCCAGGUGCCCGGAGAGCUCCGUGUGCAGCUCUGACCAGGCUAUCGGCGUGGAGUUCUGCGAUGCACAGCAACCUACUUCCGGAGACGAGUGCCUUAAGGCGGGGUACAACUGUGUGGGCGUCCUGCGCAUGAAUCUCUCGCAGGAGGGGGCCCGUGUGGCCAUGAAGACCCGCGGGGUGAUCUCUCCUUUGGGCGAGAUCAUCGCUCACGACGUCAGCUUCGACCCCAUCGUGAACGUCUAUGACCGGACUACCACACAUGGCACCAGCCGAAUCAUCCGCAUUGAGUGCCCCGGGGUUACAGAAGAAGACGUGGAGUGGGAGGAGCUGCCCAACGGCGUGAAGAUCAGCGUGGACAAAAAGCGGCCGAUUGACGAGCAUGCCGUGCAGCCCGUGCAGCCCAUCCGCCAGCACCAUGGUGUGUGGGAGCAGGAGUUCUCUUUCGACUACUCCGAAGGCCGCUUCGAGCUUAGUCCUGAAGAAGCCACAUUCGAGAACGGGGUGCUCACAGUGGUGCUGAAGAAGGCCGCGCAGCCGCGUCGCGGCAAGUUUGGGCAAGUUGGUGAUAAGGGUCGCAGCCACAUGGUCGCCCGUGACCCGGAUGCACAAGCCCCUUCUCCGGUCCCGUCGUGCAGCUCUUUUUCGGUCCUCACUGCUGGCGGAGCAUGA